Molecule: messenger RNA, 211 nt
Organism: Paramecium primaurelia
Lineage: Eukaryota; Ciliophora; Oligohymenophorea; Peniculida; Parameciidae
Source: the annotation of a GenBank genome assembly
AUGAUGAAAGUGGAAUAGGGAAUGACUUUCCUUUAAAAAAUUUGGAGUAAAAUAGGGCGAAAGCUUAAUACAAACUUUAUUUUAAUCAUAAAGAAUAAAUAUUAUUGGUGCAAUUUGGUAAGGAUUGUUUCUAUUUUAGUGUCUAAGAUCAAACAUUGAUUAAUUUAAAGUAAUCUUUGAGAAAUAUUAAUUGAAAAAAGCUAAUAAUUGA